Scatophagus argus is the source of this 2600-nucleotide messenger RNA. It is a transcript of the gene mterf2, whose product is annotated as mitochondrial transcription termination factor 2. NCBI's taxonomy places the organism in Eukaryota, Metazoa, Chordata, Actinopteri, Scatophagidae. Gene Ontology annotation, molecular function: double-stranded DNA binding. Bases 445 to 1605 code for a protein of 386 amino acids. The transcript has 2 exons. Gene Ontology annotation, biological process: regulation of DNA-templated transcription; termination of mitochondrial transcription. The record is from RefSeq and is a predicted model, not a curated record. Gene Ontology annotation, cellular component: mitochondrial matrix.
AGGGCUGUGGCGGUACUGCUGGGUCCCAGAAGUUAGCUAAAUAGCAAGCUAUAUACCUAGCAUGUUUCUUCAUGUUUGCUAAAAUAUAUUUCUGGAGCUGAAUGUAGUUGUUAUCGCCAUUGUAUCUAGCGCAUAACCUGUGCAAGGACGUUCAGACUUGUUCUCCCUGCUCAGCACGAUAAUAGAGAGUCUUCAUUUACAUUAAAGCACAUUUCUGUGCUUUUGAAUGUGUUAUCUGGUUGUGAUUGGUAGUGAGUCAUUGAUUCUGAGCGACGUUUCAGAAGUUGCGUUUCCGCUUUCCCCUGCCAUCACCUGUGCAAAAUCCUUUGUCUUCUGUUCAGGGACUUAUUUUAUGAUGACAGGUUUGUGGCGAGUGACAACAACAGGAAACUCCAGAAAAAUUCCCUGGCUGUGCAUGAUGCCUGGAAGUUUUUGUCUUACUGCAUGAUGAGUGACCGGCCUAAGGGCUUUGCAUCAAUGUUGCGCUUGAUCGCAUCAUCCAUGUGCCUCCGGUGCCAGUGUGCCACAGCUCUACCUUUACACCUAAGACCAUGUGCAACGCUGAGCACAGCAGAGAACCAGCAGACGGUGGGGGCUCUCUAUGAUCUCUCUGUGGACAUCCAGAAGGUUCGGAAACUUAAGGGCUGGGUGCUGCAUCAGAGCCUGGCCUAUACUAAGGAGGUAGCUGAACUGCUGAAGGACAUGGGAGCUUCGGGCCCCAGUGUUGCUCGAAUUCUAACGGGUCACCCUGAAGCGGUUCUCUGUCACCCAGAGCAGAUGCAGGCUCAGCGGGAGCUGUGGAUGUCUGUGUGCCCAAACCAGAAAGAACUGGUUGGCAUCAUUGAGAAAUUCCCAGCCUCCUUCUUCACUUCCUCCAGCCACUAUGGCAACCAGCAGAACAACAUAUCUUAUUUCCAGAGCUUAAACCUCAACAAGCGAAUUAUUACUAAACUUAUGGCAAGUGCUCCCCAGAGCUUCAGCCGGCCAGUAGAGCAAAAUGAAGUGAUGGUGCGCACCCUCCAGCAGUCCUACCAGGAACUUGGUGGAGAGGAAGACAAUAUGAAGAUCUGGCUUCAGAAGCUGCUUAGCCAGAACCCGUUUGUCCUCCUCAAGCCUCCUGAGGUGCUGAGGCAGAACUUGCUGUUCCUGAAAGACAGGGGUUUCAGCACAGCAGAGCUCCUUCACCUCCUUUCCAAAUUAAGGGGCUUUGUCACUGAGCUGAACCCCGACAGCAUGCGUCGCACACUGGCAUACUCUCAGGACACCAUGGGCUGCUCUGAGGCGGAAUUGCGGGACAUCAUCCUCAAAUGUCCGGCUCUGCUUUACUAUCCUGAAACUAUUCUUGCUGAGCGCAUUAAAGGCCUCCUCAGUGCGGGGAUGAGCAUGUCUCAAAUCAUAGACACUCCGACUGUUUUGGAGCUGACCACUCAGAUAGUGAUUUAUCGCAUCCAGCGACUGAAGGCACAUGGUUAUGAUGUAAGGACAGGUAGUCUGGAGGUCCUGAAUGGCACUAAGAAGGACUUUGAGAUGAGCUAUGAAAAACUACAGCUACGUAGAGAGAGACCAAUUUUUAACCCUGUCGCCCCUUUAAGAGCAGAUGACUGACAGAAGUUUGUAAGUGAAUUGAAAUUAAUCAAAACUGUAACUGGAUUUGUAUUGUCCUUAUCUAUAUAAUGUCAUAUAAAGUGUUUCAAAUCUAAAUAUGCACUUAAUGUGUUUUAUCACUGUGGUUGAAUUCUAUGAAUUGCAGUGAUGCAUUUUUGAACUUGACAGUGAAUCUUCACUGUGAAGAUGCCUGAAGGUGUCAACUGAACCAGUGACAGAAAACAAAAACAAAAUGCAAUGGGUGCAAAGGCAGGUUUAAAUUCCGUUUUUUUGUUCACGUAGUCAAAUCUUAUAUUAAGGAUCACACUUGGCAAAGUUACAGUAAAAAUAAUUUGUUUUAACCGGCUGCCACAAUCUGCAGUCAUGUGAAAAGUAAUCAAAUUAACAAAUUCCUCUAAUUAGGUCGCGUGAGUCUUAACACCAAAUGCAAAAAUGUAUCAGAUUUUUCACUUGUAGUUCAGACCAAAGCCACACACUUUAUUUAUGAGUGAGUCAUCAGUGCAUUCAUGUUGUAAGAGAUGAGGGUGGUUACGCAACCACUUCCUCAAGUGAUAUCAGAAAGUGAGACAAAGGCGGCAGCAUCUUAAUGUGUCAUGCUUUGGUAUCGUACCUUGCCAAAUGAAUAAUUCAUUACAGCUUAUUUACAAGUUACCUCACCACAAAAAUUUCACAUAAAACACCUCAUGACUUGACUGUAAUGGCAGACGUGCUGACUCGUCCAUCAGAUGUAUUACUGAGCAGAACUGAGGACAAGCAAGCCUUUUCAAACCAUUUUAUUUAAAGCCUGUGCAAAUGUCUCAUUUUCACACCAUGUUCUUGGCAGCACAACUGUUCCCCUCAGGGAGGAAAUCUAACUGUGUCUCAGACUUUUAUUGUUACUUUACAGAUGGAGACUCUUUAUUAUAAGCUACUUCACAGCUUAAAUGUCACUUUAUUAUCAUUUCAGAUUAAUUCAAAUGCACCCACACGUUGCAAUAAAAAAAAAGUUCCUUUCA